AUGAGUCUUAAACAAGCCUGCAUCUUUCUCAGAGGAGGAACCAGAAGACAUACAAGAGCACUCACACAGGAUGAGAUUGAAGAGCUGCGUGAAGCUUUUGUAGAGUUUGAUAAAGACAAGGAUGGUUUCAUAACCUGUAAAGACCUGGGGAACCUGAUGAGGACCAUGGGUUACAUGCCAACUGAAAUGGAGCUUAUACAACUGAGCCAAACCAUCAACAUGAAUUUGGGCGGACGGGUGGACUUUGAAGAUUUUGUGGAACUAAUGACCCCCAAGCUUUUAGCUGAAACUGCAGGGAUGAUUGGGUUGAAGGAACUUAAAGAAGCAUUUAGAGAGUUUGAUAUAGAUGGUGAUGGUUCUAUCACAUCGGAUGAGCUGAGACAUGCCAUGAUCAAGUUAUUAGGAGAACAAACCAGCAAACAUGAAAUUGAAGAAGUGGUCAGAGAAGCUGACAACAAUGGAGAUGGAACAGUUGACUUUGAGGAGUUUGUGAAAAUGAUGUCGCAGAAAUGAGGACAACAGAAUGAAUGAAUGACUGUCAAUGAAGCAAAUGAAUUUUUUAUUUCCUUUUAUUUUCCUGUUAUUUUAGUGGCAUUUGCCUCGUACACAAUCAUGUGGAGUUCAUUACUUUCAAGUGAAGAAGUUUGUUUGUUUGUUUUGUUUUGUUUUGUUUUGUUUUGUUUUGUUUUGUUUUGUUUUGUUUUGUUUUGUUUUGUUUUGUUUUUGUUAAAAUUGACAGAUCAAAAUUGAAAAUUGUUAACAUUUGAAUGGUAGUUAAAGACAGCCACACCCUUAGGUGUUUGGAUAUUGCAUAAAAAGUACAUUUGAAAGAUUUGUUGUUAUUUAGUUUGCCCUAGAUCCCCAAGACCUGUCCCAAAGGGCAGUGACUGUACACAUUAUUGUCAUUUGUUCAAAGUGGAUUAAUAAAUAUUUCUAAUUAGAGGUAUUUGCAAUGUCUAGCUAAGAAUGUCUGCAGAAGUUAACAUAAAGAGGAUAAGCCUGUAAACAAAUGUGUGUCAUAAAGAUGACCUGGAUGUGCUGCACAAACUAAGCCACAUCUUGCAUGGGGUGUUAAGGUGCUUGCUCAUCUCCUGGGCACUGCUGAGGUACCCCUGAACAAGGUACCAAACUCUGUGUCAGCCCCAUAACUCUAGCAUCUGUCCCUCCAGUUCUAUGUCUCUGUGUGCAUGUUUGUAUUUCACAUGUUGUAUCAUUUUGUGUGUAAACUGUAAA
Messenger RNA from Larimichthys crocea (large yellow croaker), 1233 nucleotides. It is a transcript of the gene cabp5b, whose product is annotated as calcium binding protein 5b. The transcript has 6 exons. The coding region runs from base 1 to 513 and encodes 170 amino acids. The record is from RefSeq and is a predicted model, not a curated record. Gene Ontology annotation, molecular function: calcium channel regulator activity; calcium ion binding. NCBI's taxonomy places the organism in Eukaryota, Metazoa, Chordata, Actinopteri, Sciaenidae. Gene Ontology annotation, cellular component: cytoplasm.